Molecule: messenger RNA, 1137 nt
Organism: Aspergillus piperis CBS 112811
Lineage: Eukaryota; Fungi; Ascomycota; Eurotiomycetes; Eurotiales; Aspergillaceae
Product: pectinesterase
Exons: 7
Coding region: 1-996 (331 amino acids)
Biological process (GO): cell wall modification
Molecular function (GO): pectinesterase activity
Source: RefSeq, a predicted model, not a curated record
AUGGUUAAGUCAAUUCUUGCAUCCGUUCUCUUUGCAGCGACCGCGCUGGCCGCGAGCCGCAUGACGGCUCCUUCCGGUGCGAUUGUCGUUGCCAAGUCCGGAGGUGACUACGACACGAUCAGCGCUGCCGUUGAUGCUUUGAGCACUACUUCGACCGAGACCCAGACCAUCUUCAUUGAGGAGGGAUCCUACGACGAGCAGGUGUACAUUCCUGCUCUCAGUGGAAAGCUGAUUGUCUACGGUCAGACUGAGGACACCACUACCUACACUAGCAACCUGGUCAACAUCACCCAUGCCAUCGCGUUGGCCGAUGUCGACAAUGACGAUGAGACUGCAACCCUUCGUAACUACGCUGAGGGCUCGGCCAUCUACAACCUUAACAUUGCCAACACCUGCGGUCAGGCCUGCCACCAGGCUCUCGCCGUGAGCGCCUAUGCCAGCGAGCAGGGAUACUACGCCUGCCAGUUCACCGGAUACCAGGACACCCUUCUGGCCGAGACCGGCUACCAGGUUUACGCCGGAACCUACAUCGAGGGCGCCGUUGACUUCAUCUUCGGACAGCACGCCCGCGCCUGGUUCCACGAGUGCGACAUCCGCGUCCUCGAGGGCCCCAGCUCCGCCUCCAUCACCGCCAACGGUCGCUCCUCCGAGUCGGACGACUCUUACUACGUAAUCCACAAGUCCACCGUCGCUGCUGCUGAUGGCAACGAUGUUUCCUCCGGCACCUACUACCUCGGCCGCCCCUGGUCCCAGUACGCUCGCGUCUGCUUCCAGAAGACCUCCAUGACCGAUGUGAUCAACCACCUCGGCUGGACUGAGUGGUCGACCUCCACUCCCAACACCGAGAACGUCACCUUCGUUGAAUACGGCAACACCGGCACUGGCGCCAAGGGUCCCCGUGCUAACUUCUCUUCUGAGCUGACUGAGCCCAUCACUAUCUCUUGGCUUCUCGGAUCUGACUGGGAGGACUGGGUUGAUACUAGCUACAUCAACUAAACUUGUGUGAAAGUUGUUAGCUGGUUGGAGAAGGGUCGUAUAUAGUGUUGUGGAUCUGUAUAUAUGUGAUAUGGAGUAUAUAGCUAAUUGUGGUUAGUUAAUCACUGCUCAAUUCAUUUCGAAGCAACUUUGGAUUGGUGG